AUGGCUCAAGUUGACGCUGAUUUUACCUCUCUUCAAGAUCCUGCUGACCGCCCUCGGACACUCAGCGACCAACAGAAACAAAAGAUCAUCGAGAAUGGCCCCUACCAGCCAAAGUUGAAGCGUUAUCCAGAAAGCCAAGACAUCUCAACAAAAAAACAGUGUAGAUUUUCAAGCGGGUGGUAUAAGAAAUAUCCACAUCUAGAGUAUAGCGUGAAAGAAGACACAGCCUCGUGUUUUGCUUGUUGUCUAUUUCCAACUGGAGUUGGUAGAGAGCGAUCUUCUGAUGCUUGGGUUAAAGGCGUUAAAGGAUGGGACAAAAUGAAAAGCGUCGGCAAGGAAUAG
Molecule: messenger RNA, 342 nt
Organism: Paramuricea clavata
Lineage: Eukaryota; Metazoa; Cnidaria; Anthozoa; Malacalcyonacea; Plexauridae
Source: the annotation of a GenBank genome assembly